AUGAAAGCCGCCAACGAGGUCUUAAGGCGCAGGGGUAGACUGUUAGAUGAGUAUAUUUUUGGAACUGUUAAGAUGCAAUUUAAUUUAUAUGUAAUAUAUAUAUUAUAUGAGAUUGAUGACGAUUUUGUGAUGCUUAUAAGCUGCUGCGGACACUUGAAUAUAUCUAUCUAUGAGUAUAAAGCAAGCAUACCAACAACAACCAUAAAGAGCUAUGCAAAGUCUAUUGAUAUAAUAUACUUAAGCUUUAAAAAGAAAGUUUGUUUUAAUUUGAUAUGUACAUUUACCUACAUAAACCCAUCAAUAUUUCUGUUUCCGGUAUACCUUAUUUACAGCCAUGAAGAUUGUUUUAUGUUAUACAUGUCUGAUGACAUUAUCAAAUUACGAUUAUCCAAAGAUCAAUUGCCAGACAAAAGUCAAUUAAAACAAGCAGGUGUUAAAAAACUCAAGGCGUGGUUAACCUUGUGGUCUGCGAAUCAUUGA
Phycomyces blakesleeanus NRRL 1555(-) is the source of this 480-nucleotide messenger RNA. RefSeq lists its product as hypothetical. NCBI's taxonomy places the organism in Eukaryota, Fungi, Mucoromycota, Mucoromycetes, Mucorales, Phycomycetaceae. The transcript is spliced from 3 exons. The record is from RefSeq and is a predicted model, not a curated record. The coding region runs from base 1 to 480 and encodes 159 amino acids.